AGAUAAAAUAAAUUAUUUUUCAAAAUGUAAUAAAUAAUAAUAUAGGUAGUUAAUAUGUAUUAUGGAUUUUGAUUUAUGAUUCAUUAUUAUUAUUAUUCGUUAAAUUUAUAUAUUAAAAUGAAUUACUUAACACUCGUGAAAAUUAUUUAAUUUAUGGCACUAAUAUUGUGCUUACAUUAAACAUAAUCGUAUUCGAAAUGUCGAGAGCUGGGCAUUUUUUAUUUUCACACUAAUAUAGUAUUUGAUGGCGCAUUCAAAUAAAAUUAAAGCUUUACUAUCUGAUUUGGGCAGAUCAACCAAAAGAGGUGUGAAAAAAUGUCCAUCAUGUGGAACAUACAAUGGAACAAGAACUGUGGUGUGCAAAACGUGUGAUCUGAUGUUAAAACCAAACAAUAAAAGAGUUUCACCAUCUGAAGUGUGUCGUCUACUUACACCUUCUUCGUCAAUGAUUUUUUCUUACAUAUCUUCUGAAAAUAUUGAUUUUGAUGAAAGAGGCUUCAUCCACUUUCCAGAUACUAAAAACAAAGAAAUCAACAAACUGGAUACUGGAAUUUGUUUAGUCCGAUCUUGUGGUGGUCGUUUAUUCGAUAGUAAUAUAAAUAUUCUGAAGUGUCAUGAAAGCGUCUUAAACACGAAUAUUCAAAGUGAACCUUGCAAACAUAUAGAUACUUGUUUUAAUUGUAAUACAAUUGGUGAAUCAUUGCAAAUUGACCAACAGGUUUUAGAAUCUUUUAGAGUUCCUCAAAAUGUAAAACAAGAAGUAUGGACAAAUUUUGUUGAUAAGAAAAAACCAUACUUACAACGUGUAUCAGAAAAUAUAUUUGUUGUCCGAUGCAUAAUUACCACUCAAAACCCUUUGGGCUAUUUGCAUUGUAUCAUCGGAAAAUACAAUAGAUGCUUUUGUUGUACUACUACAUUGGUUACAGUUGAUCAAAUGGAUCAAAUACCAGAUUUAAAUACAUACUUUUGUUGUCAUUACAUUGCAUGUUUAAGUGCUAUAGCAACUUCUCGAUAUAUGGUACAGGAGUUUGAAAAAAAUCUUAAUCCUUUUGUAUCUAUUUCUACAUUGUCAGCAACUAUUGUUCAACUUGACAAUUUGCCAAAUGUUCAGGUUGCAAUGGCAGAAGAAAGUAAUGGACCAGUCACAUUUUUUGAUGAUCAAAUGAUUAUCUCUAAUGAAACGUGCGUCUUAGAAAGCAUUGCUCCUAAAUAUCAAAGAACAGUUCCAAAUAUAUUAUCAAAAAAACGAUCUAAAAAACCUCAAAACACCUCGAGAUUAAAGAAAAAAAGCUGUCACGAAGAACCACAAUUCAUAAAUCCUAAUCCGGUGUUAAAUUUUGAAAAAUGGAUGUCUUCCGUUACAGAACGCAUCAACCAAGAAAUGCAUUAUCAAUUUGAUGGUAAUCCUCCAACCAUGGUGUUUCAUAUUCAUAAGACCUUUUUUGAUUGUUUGCGAGAACGUAUGUGCGUGGCUUCUCAAAAAAAACGUUUACCCAAUUAUACUUCAGUGUUUGUGAAGCGUGACUCAUUACCUUUAGGAACAUUCACAAAGCAUACUUGGCAUAUAACUAAUAUACUCAUAGUGAAGAAAAUUUUUGAAACACCUUUAGUACCUCUUAAUAUUAGUCGCAGUUUCAUCAGAAACAUAGAUGGAACAUACGAUGCUUUUGAGCGUGAAAAGAAUGACUAUAUUAUACCAACAGAUAAAUCUCAUCAACUAAUACAACCAAAUGAUUUGAAGACAUUUCUAAAAGUUGGUAUUGUCAAUGAACAUCAAAAAGAACCAAUACCAUUUAUUAUUGAAUGGAUUCCUGAUGUUCUUCCUAUAACUGAGAUUGGUGAAUUAAGACUGACAUUCAAAUAUGGACAUAUGCCUCCUAAAUAAGACACUCCUUAACAUUAUAUUUUGUUGUGAAUUUUAAAUUAGUUAUAAACACAACUGAAAUAUUUAUAAUAAUAUUAUAUUAAAUGAGAUUAAUUUACUAAUUAUUUAUUCUUAAAAAUAAAAGAGGAGAACACAA
Molecule: messenger RNA, 2021 nt
Organism: Acyrthosiphon pisum (pea aphid)
Lineage: Eukaryota; Metazoa; Arthropoda; Insecta; Hemiptera; Aphididae
Exons: 10
Coding region: 245-1885 (546 amino acids)
Cellular component (GO): nucleus
Source: RefSeq, a predicted model, not a curated record